ACAGAAGACAGGAGAGAGAGACAGGGACAACGGACAGAGGGACAGAAGGACAGGAGACAGAGGGACAGAAGGACAGAUGGAGAGAAGGACAGAGGGACAGGACUGAGGAACAAGGGACAGAGGGGCAAGGGACAGAAGGACAGAAGACAGACAGAGGACAGAGAGACAGAGGGACAAGGGACAGAGGACAGGGAGACAGAGGGACAGAAGGACAGAAGACUGAGGGACAGAGAACAGAAAGACAGAGGGACAGGGAGACAGAGUGGCAGAGAGAUUGAGGGUCAGAGGACAGGAGAGAGAGACAGAGAGACAGAUGGACUGAGGAACAAGGGACAGAGGACAGGGAGACAGAGGGACAGAAGGACAACUGAGGAACAAGGGACAGAGGACAGGGAGACAGAGGGACAGAAGGACAGAUGGAGAGAAGGACAGAGGGACAGCGGGACAAAGGACAGAGAGACAGACGGAGGGACAGAGGACUGAGGGACAGAAGACAGAGGGACAGAAGGACUGAGAGACAGAGGACUGAGGGACAAGAGACAAAGGACAGAAGACAGGGACAGAUGACAGAGGGACAGAGACGGGGACAGAAGGACAGAGGGACGGGGACAGAGAACAGAAGAAGGACAGGGAGACAGAAGGACAGAGACAGAGGGACAGAGAGACAGAGGGAGGGACAAAGGACAGAGGGAGAAGGGACAGAGGGAGAAGGGACAGAGGGAGAAAGGACAGAGGGACAGAAGACAAGGAACAGAGGACUGAGGACUGAGGGAAAAAAGACAAAGGGACAGAAGACUGAGGGACAGAGGACAGGGAGACAGAGCGGCAGAGAGAUUGAGGGUAAGAGAGACAUAAGGACAGAGGACGGAAGGACACAGGGAGAGAGGACACAUGGACAGAAGACUGAAGGACAGAAGACAGGGGCAGAGGACAAGAG
Molecule: messenger RNA, 937 nt
Organism: Epinephelus moara (kelp grouper)
Lineage: Eukaryota; Metazoa; Chordata; Actinopteri; Perciformes; Serranidae
Exons: 2
Source: RefSeq, a predicted model, not a curated record